CGUCUUCUGUCUGGCCCUCCUGCUCCUGGGUCGGCGCAAGCAUCGUCGCUUUCCUCCAGGUCCAAAAGGACUUCCUCUCCUCGGAAACCUCCGCGAUAUGCCUCAGGGUAAAGAAUCGCCUCACAUAUAUAGCGAAUGGGCCAAGAAAUAUAACUCGGACAUUCUCCAUCUCGAAGUGCUCGGGACGCAUAUAGUGGUCUUGAAUAGCGCUAAAGUCGCAACGGAGUUGCUGGACAAACGCUCGAAAGUGUACUCUGGAAGGGUACAGUCCGUCAUGAUGUUCGAGUUGACUGGAUUUGAUAGAGAUUGGGGGCUCUUCGACUACGGAGAUAAAUGGAAGAAGCAUCUCCAGGUUCAUUAUCGUCACUUCGGUCCGAAGGCCUUGCAGGAAUACCAUCCGCGGAUGAUGAAAGGAGUCCGAACACUGCUCCGUCUACUGCAUGAAUCUCCAGAAGCCUACGUCCCACACUUGCGUUUGAUGACAGGAUCCACCAUUAUCAGCAUCGUCUACGGCAAAGAAGUACAGUCAGCGGACGAUCAGUAUAUCAAGUUGGCUGAAGAUACAAUCAAAAUAUUCUCGACCAUAGGCACGCCGGGAUCUUUCCUUGUGGACAGCAUUCCCGUCUUGAAAUACCUGCCGAGCUGGUUUCCUGGCGCCGGCUUCAAGCGUCAAGCAGAGCAGUGGAAGAAAACCGUGGAUGCGGCGUACGAACUGCCUUUCAAUGAAGUCAAGGCCGCUCUCAGGCGAGGAGACUCAAGUCCAAGCAUCACGAGGUCUCUCCUGGAAGGACUGAAGGAGGGCGAAGACACUAGAGAAAUGGAAGACGUUAUCAUGAAUGUCUCGGGAAUGGCAUAUCCGACGGCUUCCGACACAAUGAUCAUUACGCUGACAUCGUUUAUCCUGGCCAUGUUGCUUUAUCCCGAUGUUCAACGCACGGUGCAAGUUGA
Phanerochaete carnosa HHB-10118-sp is the source of this 948-nucleotide messenger RNA. RefSeq lists its product as uncharacterized. Gene Ontology annotation, molecular function: monooxygenase activity; iron ion binding; heme binding. The record is from RefSeq and is a predicted model, not a curated record. The annotation marks the transcript as partial. NCBI's taxonomy places the organism in Eukaryota, Fungi, Basidiomycota, Agaricomycetes, Polyporales, Phanerochaetaceae. The transcript is spliced from 10 exons.